AUGGCGGGACUCCAAGGCGUGCUGUUGGGCAUGGGCAACCCCCUGCUAGACAUUUCUGCCGUCGUCGAUCAGGCCAUGUUGGACAAAUACAAGCUGAAGCUGGGCAACCAGAUUCUGGCAGAGGAGGAGCACCUCCCCCUCUUCAAGGAGCUGACCGAUGAGCACAAGCCCGCGUUCAUCGCCGGCGGUGCCACCCAGAACAGCAUCCGCAUCGCCCAGUGGAUGCUGCAGGUUCCCGGCGCCACCACCUACAUGGGCUCAGUGGGGAAGGACGAGUACGGCAGCAUCCUGGCCGCGGCCGCCGCCAAGGAUGGCGUGCAGGUGCGGUACCACGUCGACCCGGAGGUGCCCACCGGCACCUGCGCCGCCUGCAUUGUUGGCGGGGAGCGCUCCCUGGUGGCCAACCUGGCCGCCGCCAACAACUACAAGAUCGACCACCUGCUCAAGCCGGAGAAUUGGGCGGCGGUGGAGGCUGCCCGUGUCAUCUACUCCGCCGGCUUCUUCAUCACCGUGUCCCCAGACUCGAUGCUGAAGGUGGCCCAGCACGCCGCCGCCAACGACAAGCAGUACGCGCUCAACAUCUCCGCGCCCUUCAUCGUGGAGGUGCCGCCCUUCCGCGCCGCCCUCAACCAGCUCCUGCCCUACGUCGACUUCCUGUUUGGCAACGAGACCGAGGCCCGCGCCUACGCCGCAGCGGCCGAGUGGGGCACGGAGGAUGUGGAGGAGAUAGCGCUGCGCAUCUCCCGCCUGCCCAAGGAGAAUGGCGCGCGGCCCCGCACCGUGAUCUUCACCCAGGGUGCCGAUCCCACGGUGGUGGCGGUGCACGGCAAGGUCGCGCUCUUCCCCGUGGUGCGGUUGCCCGCCGAGAAGCUGGUGGACACCAAUGGCGCCGGCGACUCCUUCGUGGGCGGCUUCUUGUCGCAGCUGGUGGCCGGCAAGGGCGUGGAGGAGGGCGUGCGCGCCGGGCACUACGCCGCCUCCAUCGUGGUGCAGCGCUCCGGCUGCACCUUCCCAGACCUGCCCUACAACUUCUCCUGGGCCUGA
Auxenochlorella protothecoides is the source of this 1044-nucleotide messenger RNA. Its product is annotated as Adenosine kinase 1. Gene Ontology annotation, biological process: purine ribonucleoside salvage. Gene Ontology annotation, cellular component: nucleus; cytosol. Bases 1 to 1044 code for a protein of 347 amino acids. Lineage: Eukaryota; Viridiplantae; Chlorophyta; Trebouxiophyceae; Chlorellales; Chlorellaceae. The record is from RefSeq and is a predicted model, not a curated record. Gene Ontology annotation, molecular function: adenosine kinase activity. The transcript has 8 exons.